CGCGCCGCAGGCGGCCGGGGCGGAGGCGGCGGCCGGGUCCGCCCUCCGCGCUCGCCUUCCCCGCGCGGCCAGAGGCCGGGGGCGGGCCCGGCAAAGGCCGCUCCCCUGGCGGCCCCGCGGCCCGCGGCGGCGCUCGCAGCCUCUCACCCGAGGCGGGCAGGAGGGCAGGCGGGCGAGUUCUGGGAAAGCCCGGCCCAGGGCGGGGGCCACGCCGCCGCCGCCGCCGUCCCGGCAGGGCGUAUAGCUCGGAGGGCGCGGGGCAACGGAGCGGCGCCGGGCCGGGCGCACUGGGCAACGCGGAGCGGGCGGGCUCGCGGGGCCUGAGGGGAGGCGGGCGGCGCGCACCGCCCCGGUCCGAGCUCAAGGCUCUGCCUCCCGGGCACUUGCCUGGUUCCUGCGCUCUCCUGGGCAUCCUCUGUGCCGCUGACACACCGUAGUGGGGGCACCCGACGCCGCUAGCGACUGGCGCGCAGACUGCAGGUCCUCAGGGGCACGCUGCAUUCGGAGCGUCGGGCGUGACUGGCCAGACGAGGAAAGGUGAGGAAGCACUUCUAGCUGCGCUCCUAAGGAUUGGCGAAGGUCAGAGAUGGGCUACUUUUCUCUCAGUCCUAUAGACCCGCUAUGGGGCGCCUCGUAACGUCGCGUACCUGGCCGAAGACUGUGUCGCUGCUCACCCUGGGGAGAACUGAGGCGGGCGAUUCCCGAGGGGAUGCAGGCUAAACAUCAAAUGGGCUUGCGAACACCCUGGGAGGGAUUUCUUCGCUCCUUCAGAUUUUCCCCUCAGGUCUCCACUUCAUUUUGUGUGGACGGUGUGGAAAGAAGAAAUAUACAAGCUAUUUUUGUGGUGGAAACGUUCAAAUUGGAUUUUUGUAUCAUUGCAUAUUGGUGAAUGAUCAGAAGUUGCAGAAUGCACUCAGAAAAAAAAGUUUCAAAAGAAUUUGCUUCCGAUAGCAAAGGAAAGAAAAUUCAUUUACCACCUUGAAACUCUGAUCUAGAAAAACAUAUUGCAUGUAAUAGGAAGUUAUAAUUGGGAAAAUUUAUUUGACUUUUUAGUACACCUGAAUGAAAGGCACUGUCACUUGUUUCUCAAAAGGACUUGCAUAUCUGAGAUUAUUUUAAUAAUCAGUGAUUUUAUAAAAAUCUUGAUAUGCUCAUCAGAGAGGAGAAACAGAGAGAUAAGCUAAAACCUAUGUGUUGGUCAAAAUGACUUCUGAAGAAAUGGCAGCUUCUGUUCUCAUUCCCGUGACUCAGAGAAGAGUGGUAUCUGCUGCAUCGAUUGCAGAUGAAAGUAGAGAAAGGGGCUCAGGCCCCAGUGCUGUGAAGGCAGAUACUAUCAAUAAGAGUGGGCAGACUUCCCAUACCAUCUCAUGCCUGAACAAACUUAAAGGGGAGUCUUCUGGAAGCAGUUUGCCCAAGAUUCUCUCAAUAACAAGGGAGGAAAUGAUGAGUGAUGAGAACAGUAAUGAAAAAUGCUGGGAGAAAAGCCUGCCAGAUUCUGUGAAAAACCUUAACAUUAACUGCAACCACAUAUUGAAAAACCAUCAGCACGGCCUUCCUCAGAGCCAGUUUUAUGAAACGUGCGACUCUGUCACAGAGGAAGGCCUGUGUUUGGAAACUGGAAUUCCUUCUCCACUGGAAAGAAAGGCAUUCCCUGGAGUUCAACUGGAAAUCGACAGACCUCCAAUGGGUAUCAAUCCUUUAGGAAAUCAAUCAGCGAUCAUCGAGACUGGCAGAGGACAAUCUGUCAGCAACAUGGCAGUAUUUCGUAUUCAUUAUGAAGUUGACAGAAGAACGUCAGACACUUUCUGUACCCUGUCGGAUGACUUAAUUUUGGAUGAUUGUGGAAAUUGUAUACCACUGUCUGGUGUUGGAGGAGAGGAAAAAGAAAAUUACAUGGCAUAUACCUGUAAACUUAUGGAAUUGGCUAAAAACUGUGAUAAUAGGAACGGGCAGCCUCAGUGUGAUCACUGUGACACCUUGAAUGAGAAAUACUUGUGUUUUGAGGGUUCUUGCCAGAAGGUCAAUAUGAUGAGUUCAAGUGGUAGCUUUUGCAGAGAGGAUUUUACUGACAAUGUACCUGCCAAGACCUUUCUGAGCCAUUUUGAGGAUUUCCCUGAGAAUUGUGAAGCUGUAGAAGAAGAAUUUUUUAAAAGCAAAAAGGCACGGUCUACUUUGCUAAUCAGAAGAUUUUGUAAAAAUGACAGGGAAGUUAAGAAAUCGGUGUAUACUGGGACAAGGGCAAUUGUAAGAACUUUGCCUUCUGGCCAUAUUGGACUGGGAGCUUGGAAUUACAUUGUUCAGAAGAAAAAUGGUCUCUUAUUGCCUCCUGGGAGAAUAACGGAACAUCUGUCAACAGUGGCGACUAAGCAAGAUGGGAGCUGCUGUCUCUCAGAAGCCCAGUGGUAUUCGACCUACAAUGCAGUGAGAAGAGGAGAACAAACAGAAGAUACAAUUGGAUCUCUUCUCCAUUUCUUCAGAAAGCUCCCAGCCUCCGAGACAGCCCAUGGAAGGGUUAGUGUUGGUCUGUGUUUAAAGCAGUGUAUUCCAGGCAAUGUAUGUGAGUAUCGUGCCACUCUCCAGAGGACGUCCUUGUCUCAGUACAUCUCUGGUUCUCUGCUAGAAGCAACCACAUCGUUAGGAGCAAGGACUGGCCUUCUCAAUAUUUUUGGAGGAUCCACUGGACGAAUGAUGCUGAAAGAGCGCCAAACGGGCAUUUCCAUGGCCAACUCCAGUGUCCUCCCUUCAAGUACAGCUGGGAUCAGCAAGGAACUGAUUGAUCUACAACCCCUCAUCCAGUUCCCAGAGGAAGUUGCCAGCAUCCUGACGGAGCAGGAGCAGAACAUUUAUCAAAGAGUCUUGCCAGUUGACUAUCUUUGCUUCUUAACCCGGAACUUGGACUCUCCUGAAUGCCAGAGGUCCCUGCCCUGCCUCAAAGCAUCCAUCUCAGCUUCGAUUCUUACCUCCCAGAAUGGAGACCACAAUACCCUUGAAGAUCUUGUGAUGAGAUUUAAUGAGGUGAGCUCCUGGGUGACAUGGUUGAUCCUCACGGCUGGCUCCAUGGAGGAGAAGCGAGAAGUCUUUUCAUAUUUGGUGCAUGUGGCCAAAUGCUGCUGGAACAUGGGCAAUUACAACGCUGUCAUGGAGUUCUUGGCAGGCCUCAGGUCAAGGAAGGUUUUAAAAAUGUGGCAGUUUAUGGACCAGUCUGACAUCGAAACCAUGAGGAGCCUGAAGGAUUAUAUGGCCCAGCACGAGUCUUCCUGUGAGUACAGGAAGGUGGUGACCCGGGCCCUGCACAUCCCCGGCUGCAAGGUGGUUCCCUUCUGUGGGGUGUUCUUAAAGGAGCUCUGUGAAGUUCUUGACGGCGCCUCUAGCCUCAUGAAGCUUUGUCCGCAGUACAAUUCCCAAGAAGAAACUUUAGAGUUUGUAGCAGAUUACAAUGGACAAGAUAAUUUCUUACAACGGGUGGGACAGAAUGGCUUAAAGAAUUCCGAGAAGGAGUCUACUGUCAACAGCAUCUUCCAGAUCAUCAGGAGCUGCAGUCGGAGCCUGGAGCCUGAGGAUGAAGACAGUCCCGGUGAAGAGAGCAGCUCUAGGAAAAAUUCCUUGAAGGACAAAACCCAAUGGCAGUUUAUAAUUGGAGAUUUGUUGGAUUCAGAAAGUGACAUCUUCGAGGAGUCCAAAGAACGAGACCCUCAUGGAACAGAAGAGCCACAGAAGGCCUUCGCCCACGGGACGGAGCUCGUUCCUUGGUAUGUGCUGUCCAUUCGAGCUGACGUGCACCAGUUCCUGCUGCAGGGGGCCACGGUCAUCCACUAUGACCAGGACACGCAUCUCUCUGCCCGCUGCUUCCUCCAGCUUCAGCCUGACAAUAGCACCUUGACCUGGAUAAAGCCCACCACUGCCUUCCCAGCUAGCAGAAAAUUUGGUAUGCUUAGUAACAUGGCUGAGCCUGGCAAAUUCCUGUUACUGGGCAAUGCUGGACUAAUUGGGCUGACAGAGGGGGUCUUGGAUUUGUUUUCAGCGAAGGCUGUGUUCAUGGGACACCCUGGCAUUGAUAUACCCACUGUGUGUGCUCAGAACAAACUGGGCAGCAUGCUUCUCUCAGAGACUGGCGUGACACUCCUCUAUGGUCUUCAGACCACGGACAACAGAUUGUUGCACUUCGUGGCACCAAAGCACACGGCCAAAAUGCUCUUUAGUGGAUUGCUGGAGCUCACUAGAGCCAUGAGAAAGAUGAGGAAGUUCCCUGACCAGAGACAGCAGUGGCUACGGAAACAGUAUGUCAGCCUUUAUCAGGAGGACGGACGGUAUGAAGGUCCAACCUUGGCUCAAGCUGUGGAGUUGUUCGGUGGCAGACGAUGGAGUACUCGAAACCCCAGCCCUGGAACAUCAGCAAAGAGUGCCGAGAAGCCCAGUGUGCAGAGAAACAACACCCUGGGUAUAAGCACCACCAAGAAAAAGAAGAAAAUGCUCAUGAGGGGUGAGAGUGGGGAGGCAACUGACGAUGAGAUGGCGACCCGAAAGGCCAAAAUGUACAAAGAAUGUCGAAGCCGGAGUGGUUCUGAUCCUCAGGACAUUAAUGAACAGGAAGAAUCAGAGGCAAAUGCCAUUACGAGCCCUCCUAACCCUCUUCCUUCCAGAAGAGCCCACUCUUUGACCACGGCUGGGUCACCUAACUUGGCUGCCGGGACAUCGUCUCCCAACAGGCCAGUGUCCUCCCCUGUGCUGUCUUCUUCAAACAAGAGCCCAUCCAGUGCUUGGAGCAGCAGCAGCUGGCACGGGCGGAUCAAAGGAGGAAUGAAGGGGUUUCAGAACUUCAUGGUUUCGGACAGUAACAUGAGUUUUGUUGAAUUUGUUGAGCUGUUCAAAUCAUUCAGCAUAAGGAGCCGGAAGGACCUGAAGGAUCUCUUCGACAUCUAUGCAGUUCCCUGCAAUCGGUCGGGCUCUGAGUCGGUUCCACUCUACACCAAUCUGACAAUUGAUGAAAACACCAGUGGUCUUCAGCCUGAUCUAGAUUUGUUGACCAGGAAUGUCUCAGAUUUGGGGUUGUUCAUUAAGAGUAAACAGCAGCUCUCGGACAACCAGAGACAGAUAUCUGAUGCCAUUGCGGCUGCAAGUAUCGUGACAAAUGGUACUGGGGUUGAGAGCACAUCCCUGGGCAUAUUUGGAAUUGGCAUUCUACAGCUUAACGACUUCCUAGUGAACUGCCAAGGAGAACACUGCACUUAUGAUGAAAUCCUCAGCAUCAUUCAGAAGUUUGAGCCCAGCAUCAGUAUGUGUCAUCAGGGCCUAAUGUCAUUUGAAGGAUUUGCAAGGUUUCUGAUGGAUAAAGAUAAUCUUGCCUCAAAAAAUGAAGAGUCACAGGAGAACAUUAAAGAAUUGCAGCUACCCCUUUCCUACUAUUACAUUGAAUCUUCACACAAUACCUACCUCACAGGCCAUCAACUCAAAGGAGAAUCCUCAGUAGAACUCUACAGCCAGGUCCUCCUGCAAGGCUGUAGGAGUGUGGAGUUGGACUGCUGGGAUGGAGAUGAUGGAAUGCCAAUCAUUUAUCAUGGACAUACACUGACAACCAAGAUCCCCUUCAAGGAAGUGGUUGAAGCCAUCGAUCGUAGUGCCUUCAUCAACUCUGACCUGCCAAUCAUCAUAUCGAUUGAGAACCAUUGUUCAUUGCCUCAACAACGAAAAAUGGCAGAAAUUUUCAAGACUGUGUUUGGAGAAAAGCUGGUGGCUAAAUUCUUAUUUGAGAGUGAUUUCUCGGAUGAUCCAAUGCUUCCCUCACCCGACCAGCUUAGGAGGAAAGUGCUCCUUAAAAACAAGAAGCUAAAAGCCCAUCAAACGCCAGUGGAUAUCUUAAAGCAAAAGGCUCAUCAGUUAGCAUCCAUGCAAGCUCAGGCUUAUAAUGGUGGGACUGCCAACCCCCCAGCUGCUAAUAACGAGGAAGAGGAAGAUGAAGAGGAUGAAUAUGAUUAUGACUAUGAAUCCCUCUCUGAUGACAAUAUUCUGGAAGACAGACCUGAAAAUAAGUCAUGCAAUGAAAAGCUUCAGUUUGAGUACAAUGAAGAAAUCCCCAAGAGGAUAAAGAAGGCAGAUAACUCUGCUUGCAACAAAGGAAAGGUCUAUGACAUGGAACUGGGAGAAGAAUUUUAUCUUCCUCAGAAUAAAAAGGAAAGCAGACAGAUUGCACCAGAGCUUUCUGACCUUGUCAUCUAUUGUCAAGCGGUGAAAUUUCCAGGCCUGUCAACUCUAAAUGCAUCUGGCUCAAGCAGAGGAAAAGAAAGGAAAAGCAGGAAGUCCAUUUUUGGCAACAAUCCGGGCAGAAUGAGCCCUGGGGAGACAGCAUCAUUUAACAAAACAUCUGGAAAAAGUCCUUUGGAAGGAGUGCGACCAACCUGGGAAGAAUCUUCCCUUCUCAACCCAACCACAUCCCUCAGUGCUAUCAUUAGAACCCCCAAAUGUUACCACAUCUCCUCGCUUAAUGAGAAUGCCGCCAAACGGCUGUGUCGCAGGUAUUCUCAGAAACUGAUCCAGCACACCACCUGCCAGCUGCUGCGGACUUACCCUGCCGCCACCCGCAUCGACUCUUCCAACCCCAACCCCCUCGUGUUCUGGCUCCAUGGAAUACAGCUCGUCGCACUCAACUACCAAACAGACGAUCUCCCUUUACAUUUAAAUGCUGCAAUGUUUGAAGCUAAUGGUGGCUGUGGUUAUGUUUUGAAACCUUCAGUUCUGUGGGACAAGAACUGUCCCAUGUAUCAGAAGUUUUCUCCAUUGGAAAGAGAUCUGGAAAACAUGGACCCAGCUGUCUAUUCUUUGACUAUUGUCUCUGGACAAAACGUGUGUCCCGGUAGUAGCACAGGAAGCCCCUGUAUUGAAGUCGAUGUCCUGGGCAUGGCCCUGGACAGCUGCCAUUUCCGCACAAAGCCCAUCCACCGAAACACUCUGAACCCCAUAUGGAAUGAACAGUUUCUCUUCCGGGUGCACUUUGAAGAUCUUGUAUUUCUUCGCUUUGCAGUUGUGGAAAACAACAGCUCAGCGGUAACUGCUCAGAGAAUCAUUCCACUCAAGGCUUUAAAACGAGGAUAUCGACAUCUUCAACUGAGAAACCUCCACAAUGAAGUCUUGGAAAUUUCCAGUUUAUUCAUAAAUAGCAGAAGGAUGGAAGAAAAUUCCUCUGGCAGUACCCUGCCGGCCUCUGUGAUGUUUAAUACUGAAGAAAAAAAAUGUUUGCAGACAUACAGAGUCACGGUGCAUGGGGUCCCAGGUCCAGAGCCCUUUACCAUUUUUACUAUAAAUGGAGGCACCACAGCAAAGCAUCUUCUCCACCAAAUUUUGACGACCAAGCAAAGCACCAAACCUUUCACCACAGACUGUUUUUUGAUGGAAGAAAAAUAUUUUAUAUCUAAAGAAAAGAAUGAAUGCAGGAAACCUUUCCAGAGAGCCAUUGGUGCAGAAGAACAGAUCGUACAGAUUUUAAGCAGCUGGUUUCCAGAAGAGGGAUACGUUGGCAGGAUUGUCUUAAAAACCCAGCAGGAAAACCUGGAAGAGAAGAACAUUGUGCAAGAUGACAAAGAGGUGACUUUGAUCUCAGAGGAGGAGAGUUUCUUUGUCCAAGUGCAUGAUGUUUCUCCAGAGCAACCUCGAACAGUCAUCAAAGCACCCCGUGUCAGCACUGCCCAGGAUGUCAUUCAGCAGACCCUAUGCAAAGCCAAAUAUUCCUAUAGCAUCCUAAGCAAUCCCAACCCGAGUGACUAUGUGCUUUUGGAAGAGGUGAUGAAAGACUCUGCCAACAAGAAGUCUUCUACCCCAAAGUCCUCCCAGCGGGUCCUUUCAGAUCAGGAGUGUGUUUUUCAAGCCCAAAGCAAAUGGAAAGGUGCAGGAAAAUUCAUCCUUAAGCUAAAGGAACAGGUACAGGCAUCCCGAGAAGAUAAAAGAAAAGGCAUUUCUUUUGCGAGUGAACUCAAGAAGCUCACCAAGUCAACUAAACAGUCCCGAACACUCACCUCACCUUCUCAGCUCUCAGUCACAGAAAGUAACCAGAACAAGGAGGAGAAAUCUGUGGGGGGCUUGUCCUCCAGUGAUGCGAUGGACUAUCGACAGUGACCAAGGGCAGCAGGUUGCACCCAGGUGAAGAUCUUUUGGCAAGAAGUUAAAAUAAAGUCAAGAAUGAACAUGAUGAAAACAAAUAUAAUUUCCUUAUUUCGUUAGAUUAAAACUGGAAAUUGAUGAUUUCUGAACUGAAGGCUUCUUCACAAAGGAUGGGAGGUCCAUGCUGUGGACAAACAAUGUGGCACGGGCUAGCUACCAACCAAGUUACUGAUGAAUGAAGUCAACGAAGCCCAGGAGAUGUCAUUUUUACAAAUGUCAGCAGUUGGAAAAACAGUUGCUUAAAACAAGGGUCAGCAAAUGUCAUCUAUAAAGGACACGACAGUAAUAUUUUAGGCUUUGGGGGCCAUGUGAUUUCUGUCACAGUUACUCAACUCUUCUGUUGUCUUGCAAAAGCAGCCACAGACAAUACAUGCAUGAAUGCAUGCGGCUGUGUUCCAAUAAAGCUUUAUUUAUGGACACUGAAAUCUGAA
This is a messenger RNA of Choloepus didactylus (southern two-toed sloth), 8579 nucleotides long. It is a transcript of the gene PLCE1, whose product is annotated as phospholipase C epsilon 1. Bases 1204 to 8103 code for a protein of 2299 amino acids. The transcript has 33 exons. Gene Ontology annotation, biological process: lipid metabolic process; phosphatidylinositol-mediated signaling; small GTPase-mediated signal transduction. The record is from RefSeq and is a predicted model, not a curated record. Lineage: Eukaryota; Metazoa; Chordata; Mammalia; Pilosa; Megalonychidae. Gene Ontology annotation, molecular function: phosphatidylinositol-4,5-bisphosphate phospholipase C activity; guanyl-nucleotide exchange factor activity.